Messenger RNA from Diachasmimorpha longicaudata, 1474 nucleotides. Its product is annotated as KICSTOR subunit 2-like. The coding region runs from base 54 to 1346 and encodes 430 amino acids. The transcript is spliced from 8 exons. NCBI's taxonomy places the organism in Eukaryota, Metazoa, Arthropoda, Insecta, Hymenoptera, Braconidae. Gene Ontology annotation, biological process: negative regulation of TORC1 signaling; cellular response to amino acid starvation; cellular response to glucose starvation. Gene Ontology annotation, cellular component: KICSTOR complex. The record is from RefSeq and is a predicted model, not a curated record.
AGGGUUCACAUAAUGUAGAUUGUAAUUUCCAGUGAUAGAACACUAAAAAUUAAAUGAGAAUGGAUCACGAAGAAGAGUUUCUGAACACUUUCUUCACACAAGUGACACAGCUGUGCUUCGAGAAGGCCAAAGAAUCUGUGGAAAAAGAGAGAGAAUCAUGUCGACUGACUCAGAUGGGGCCCUGGGGAAUGCUACUCAUGCAUCUGCCUCAAGUGGUUGUUGCUGAACGUUCUUAUGCAGAUUUGGGAUUUUUGCACACGAAAAAUAAAGGAUUUUUACGCAAAGAUACCUCACUGAAGCCUACCUAUGAAUGCCUAAAGGGAGAUCUGAGAAGAGUUGAGGAGAUGACGAGAGGCACAAACACGAUUGGAGCUACUGUUGCUGAAGUGUCUAGUCAACUAUGUCAAUUUAUCACCGCGAGGAUACAAUUGAUAGAAUUUUACGAGAAAAUGUAUAACAUGAGUCUGACACAUAAAUCCAUGAAACAUCAGGAAUUGUUGAGAAUUAUUGAAGGGAUUGCAGACGUUCAUUCGUUGUCCUGUUGUCACAUGGCUCUGACAGCGAUUAAAGCUGCCCUAACAUUAGAAUGUGAAAUCCUGGUACAAUUGACAAGAGCGCAAGUCGAGGUCAGCAAUUGGAGAUUUUUAUCCAGUUUGAUGGCCCUGUACGGGGCACAAGCUAGAAUGACAGCUUGGGAGCGGACACUCCAAAGUAGAGAAUCGUGGAAAUUGGGAUUUGGGGCAACGUUUCUCAAAGCCAAUCAACAGCCAGCGCUCUACCAGUGGUUGGUGAAAUUGAAGUCUGCGAUUCUGGCAAAAUGCUCUUUAUAUUUUCAUACGACGUUGAGUCAACAGGCAACUCAAGGGGAAAUGCGAAAUAUCAUGAGCAAACAGAAUCUGGAUUAUUAUCACAAGAUACAAACAUUUCAGAGGAAAUGGGACGUCUUGGCUGUUUUAAUUAUAUUUGACGCACGAGGACCUGAGGAUUCAGGGCCUGGGUAUCGCCACCCUGAUAGAGAGGCUGACACCUAUGAAGAAUUUCCCAUUGUCGUUGGAUGUCCCACUAUACUUGUACAAAAGCCUUCAAUUCAUUGGGACACAAUCAAACAAGUGAUAAAAGAACGCCAGGCGGAGCUCCUUAAUAUGGACAAAAUAUUCUACAUAAAAAGCAGUAAAGAUCCGAUAAUCUAUGCCAUGUCAAGCAUAGAUCCACGAAUGACCUUGAUAACAGUGUAUGAAAGUGGAAAGCAAAAAGACAAGGAGCCUCACAUAGUGACGUUUAUGAAUGAUUUAUGCAGCCAUUUGAAAUGCAAUAAAAUUUACGAAAGUUUGAAGCUUUCAAAGUAAUAACUACCGUCAAAUCGAUAUCCCUUAUUAAAUGAGGUAAUUUAUUUUUGUACAAUGAUAAUCAUAAAUCACAAGAUAAAUUGAGGUAUGUGAAUGGACAAAAAUUAAAGUAAAAUUUAAAUAACAAA